UUAAUAUAAAAGUCGAUCGUUCAGAUCACGUUUGUGUGGAAAAGUUGGAUUUUUAUUUUAACCUUUAUUUUAGUUCAAACUCAAACGAUCCACAAAGAUCACGUUUGCUGUAGAUGUUUAAUAGGUGUGUGAGCAUAGGUGUGUUUAGUGGCCUCAUUACAGGAAGUAUGUCACGCAGACUAAAGUCUCCAGACCGGGCUGAUCAGUUAUAAAAGCCGACGCUGCCUCCUGGAUUCAUUCUGCCAUCCAGGAGACGCCAUCAGCAGUUCUGCAGCUGGGAGAAGUUUUUAUCCUGAUCAUGGCUGUGACCAACCAACCGGGUAGAUACGAACCCUCUGACUUCCAGACCGGCCUGUGUGACUUCUGUGAUGACUGUGGAACCUGCCUCUACGGUCUGUUCUGCUACACGUGUCUGGGCUGCUCCAUCGCCAGCGACAUGGACGAGUGCUGCAUGUGUGGUCACGGGAUGCCCAUCCGCAGCGUCUACAGGACCAGAUACAACAUCAGAGGGUCAAUGUGUAAGGACUUCAUCGCAGCUGCGUUCUGCCCCAUGUGCGCCACCUGCCAGCUGAAGAGAGAUAUUGACCGUCGGAAGGAGCAAGGCAUCUUCUGAACGGAUGUCGCCAUGGCAACAGAGAAGUUGUAAAUCAGCCUGAUGCGGAGCUGAUGAGAGGAACCCAUCCUCUUCCUCAUAAAAUAUACCACUGUUUAUGGUUUAGUUUGUAUUUUUCAUCAUCAUCAUCAUCAUCGUCGUCGUCGUCUCGGGUCAGGGAGGCCUCAGCUGCCUCACAUGAUCCGGAUUUUCUUUUAUCUGCUCUUCACUGCAGAUAUGCAUGUCUGCUUACUUCAAACACUCGGAGCUUCAAUAAAAACCUUUCAGGCUGGAACAGCACACGUUUCCUGAGUUUUCCUCUCCAAACCUUCAUGAUGUGUCCCCACAGCAGCAGGAUCUGUCAAAUACGUCGUCUUCAAGGCCCACAGGGUUCAUAUCACGUAGUCAGAGCUCUCCACCUGACAGUUCAUAAUCAGUUAAAUCUUAAAGAGUGUAAAGGUCUCGGGUUGUGGGUGUGGAUGGAGCUCCUUGCUAAAAGGUUGUAAUUAUAAUGAUGGUUUUAUUGAAUUCGUAUCCAGAUCAGUCCUUUUUACAGCGAGUAAUAAAGUCACUACUCACGUUUGU
Molecule: messenger RNA, 1177 nt
Organism: Melanotaenia boesemani (Boeseman's rainbowfish)
Lineage: Eukaryota; Metazoa; Chordata; Actinopteri; Atheriniformes; Melanotaeniidae
Product: placenta-specific gene 8 protein-like
Exons: 5
Coding region: 299-613 (104 amino acids)
Biological process (GO): positive regulation of transcription by RNA polymerase II
Source: RefSeq, a predicted model, not a curated record